CUCGUUCUUCCCACCUUUCUCUCUCAAUCGAACAACCCUGCUAAACUGUUGAAUAUAUACAGGUGUAACCCACUGCCGAGCCACCUUUAAUACUUUCGUCACUUGCAUUUAAUGAUUUGAGUGGUGAAAUCCCUUCUAGAAUUUGGGAUAUGGAGAAAUUAAAAUUUAUUGAUUUUGAAGCUAAUUCGACUCACGACAGGGAAUCAAUCGUCGUUCGUAUUACAUCUGAUCAUGUUGAUUCAUUUAUAACUUUUCUUGCUAUCACUUAUGUCGAUUGUUUCCUAUCAAAAAACAUCAAUAUACAGGUGGUUCUACGUGAUAAAGGUUUUGAAGAAAAGUUGAAGUUGUUCAUCUUCUGUUGGGUUUCAAUCGCUUGCAAAAGACAUUGUUCAGUCUUCUGUUGUGUUUCACUCUGUGGUUCACAAGACGGCUGUGAAGACAAGUUUAAUCUCAGAUGCUUUUGUGGGUAA
This is a messenger RNA of Lactuca saligna, 470 nucleotides long. NCBI's taxonomy places the organism in Eukaryota, Viridiplantae, Streptophyta, Magnoliopsida, Asterales, Asteraceae. The record is from the annotation of a GenBank genome assembly.